CCAUUGCACCCCAUCGCUUCCCCCUCAUCCCCACCCUCCCACGCCCACCACACGGCUGCAAUUCGCCUCUUCAUUCUGCUCGCGAUCGCGCAGUCGCUCUACGCCCCUGCGCACCGCGAUUUUCUCGUGCACCACCGCACCACGCUGUCAAGCGCCUCAUCGCAUCGCACGUCUCGUCUCGUACCCUCGUAGCUAUGGCCGACGACGCAACAACAAGCGCAUCCGCCCAGGACCCCACCCUUUCUGGAGAAGGCACCGCAGACAGCAAUGCGCUUGAUCAAGACACAAACAUGCUCGAAGACACUGCCGUCAAGGCGUCGUCAAAUGAGCCCGCGACUGCAACACCUGCUGCUGCAUCCGACAACCCUCUAGACGCACCCGACGCACCACGGCCGGAAGCCGAAGAUGCGGAUGGUCAAGAGGAUGAAGAAAUGGGCGGCACCGACGAUGCAAAGAAGGAGGGCGAAAGCGCCGAAGCUGCGGAUCCCGAAGCACAAGCAAAAGCCGAUUUGCAAUCGGCAGCACGCUCCCACUUUGUCACGCAGACUUAUGCGACCAUUAUCCCAAGCUACGCGACUUGGUUUGACAUGCGCUACAUUGACUACCGCGAGCGCAAGGCGCUGCCAGAGUUCUUCAACAACCGUAAUCGCAGCAAGACCCCGGCCGUCUACCGCGACUACCGUGAUUUCAUGAUCAACACAUACCGCCUCAACCCAUCCGAGUACCUCACAGUCACCGCAUGCCGAAGGAAUCUCGCUGGAGACGUGUGCGCCAUCAUGCGUGUACACGCCUUCCUCGAACAGUGGGGGUUGAUUAAUUAUCAGGUUGACCCGCAGGAACGCCCAUCGAACAUUGGCCCACCCUUCACCGGCCACUUCCGCGUCACAGUCGACACCCCCCGUGGACUCCAGCCCUUCCAACCAGGACCAGGCUCAAAAGUGACAGAGGGCAAGCAACUCGUAGCGACUGACCGCGCCGCAAGCCAACAACCUCUUGCAAAGAGCGAGACCAAGUCUCUAGCGGGCCGAAACAUCUACGAGCCCAAUGGCAAGGAGGCUUCCGUAGAACCCAAGGCUGCAAACGGAGAAGCGGCUGCAAACGGCGGAUCAGUUGACGUCAAGGACCUCGAGGCUGCCGCCAAAGAGCCAACCAAGGUCAUCAACUGCUUCAGCUGCGGUGUCGAAUGCACACGUGUACAUUUCCAUGAGACGAAACCCUCUGAGCAGCCAGGACAGCUCAAGGCUGCUGGAGGUCUGAAGCGGGAUCUGUGCCCCAGGUGUUUCGUAGAGGGCAACUUUCCAUCCGGCACAUCAUCAGCAGACUUCACCAAGAUCUCGAAUCCAGAGGAUUUGGCAGCUACCGAGACCGAGGAGAAGUGGACCGAAGAAGAGACCCUCUUGCUACUUGAGGGGUUGGAGGAGUUUGAUGACGACUGGAAUCGUGUUGCAGACCACGUUCAAACAAAGACUCGCGAACAGUGUGUGAUGAAAUUCCUACAACUCGAGAUUGAGGACAAGUACGUCGAAGCAGAUCUACCAGAGUCACAAUCCGCGGCUCCUUCAACCAAAUUCCUACGCGAUCUCGAGUACCUCAGCGAAGGCCGCGUCCCAAUUCACCAUGCAGACAACCCGAUACUAAGCGUAGUCAGCUUCUUGGCUGGUCUGGCACCUGCAAACGUCACUGAAGCCGCAGUCGCUUCAGGGCGCAGUGUCAACGAAAUGAAGCGCAUCUUGCAGGAGAAGAUCAACAAGGCCCCAACAGCCCCCUCAGAAAAGGGCAAGGAAAAGGAAGGCGAGCAGUCCACACCCGCAGCCUCAGCUUCAGAUAUGAAGCCAGAGGGCGGAGACGCCAUGGACAUUGACACAUCUGCCGAAUCCACUGCAGUAGCCACAAAAGAAGUAGACUCUUCUUCAGGCGGCAACCCGCUCGCCACCCUCCCCUUUGCCCUCUCCGCCGCGCGCUCCUCAGCGCUCGCCUCCCACGAGGAGCGCCACAUCACGCGCCUCGUCUCUGGCGCCGUCAACCUGCAACUCCAAAAGCUGCAGCUCAAACUUGCCCACUUCAACGACUUCGAGAAGCUCCUCUCGGCGGAGCGCCGCGACCUCCAGCGCCGCCGCCAACAACUCUUCAUGGACCGCCUCAACUUCCAACGCCGUGUCCGCGCCCUCGAAGACGCCACCAAGAAAAUCAGCUCCUCAAUGGGCGACCAGGGCCUGCCCGGUAGCAUGAGCAAUGAGGAUGCUGUGCAGGCGCUUACAGAGGCUAUUCGCAUGUUUGGCGUUGGCAAGGGUGAGGAUAGCAUGGGGGUGAAGCGGGAUAGCGUUGAUGCGGGGGUUGUGAUGCCGGUUGCUGAGGCGGCCGAGGGGUACGGUAAGAUAGAGAUUUAAGGGAAUGAUUUGGCUUCGUGGUAUGAGGAUUUGUUUGGUUCCUUGCUCUCCUUCUCGAUACGGUAUUGCAUGUGGGAGAGAAAUGAGAGGAGCACGGAAGGGGAGGACGAUGAAAGUUGCAGGGACACACGCGCCCCUUCCUCUCAUCUAACUUACAUUGUCUGGGCCUGGCUACGGCUGUCCUAUGUUGCGAUGGGGAUCCCGAAAGUUUUCAACUGGCAUGCGCAGAUGUGGAUGUGGAUGUGUGCGCAAAUCAUAUGUGCUCUCCGAACGAAAUGGGAUAUUUGGUGUUUUCUGGCGUUUCUUUUCUUUUUCUUUUCUCUCUCGAUUGAAAUGGGGAGGGGUAUGGGAUGUCUCUCUCUCUUCCAGGUAUUUUUCAUGGCACAGAAAUUCCGGGGCUUUUUGUCAGGCAGGUUUUCCAAGCUUGCUUGCUUGCUAUAUAUAGGUGUUGUUAGAGUAGUAGUAGGACUAUUGACCUUGUUU
This is a messenger RNA of Bipolaris sorokiniana ND90Pr, 2870 nucleotides long. RefSeq lists its product as uncharacterized. The record is from RefSeq and is a predicted model, not a curated record. Gene Ontology annotation, cellular component: SWI/SNF complex. The coding region runs from base 195 to 2387 and encodes 730 amino acids. Lineage: Eukaryota; Fungi; Ascomycota; Dothideomycetes; Pleosporales; Pleosporaceae. Gene Ontology annotation, biological process: positive regulation of DNA-templated transcription. Gene Ontology annotation, molecular function: DNA binding; histone binding. The transcript has 3 exons.